Molecule: messenger RNA, 591 nt
Organism: Hyalella azteca
Lineage: Eukaryota; Metazoa; Arthropoda; Malacostraca; Amphipoda; Hyalellidae
Product: carboxypeptidase B
Exons: 3
Biological process (GO): proteolysis
Molecular function (GO): zinc ion binding; metallocarboxypeptidase activity
Source: RefSeq, a predicted model, not a curated record
CGGCAGAUCGUGCAGCACCUGCAGGACGUGGCGGCAGCGUACGACAUCGUGACGCUGCGGAGCGUCGGCCAGACGUACGAGGGCCGGGAGCUGUACGUGGUGACCAUCAACACCACAGCCAACGCCACACCCGCCAUAUGGAUCGACUGUGGCAUCCACGCCAGGGAAUGGAUCGCCCCGGCCACCUGCCUGUGGAUGUUGUCCGCCCUGACCGCCCAGUACGGCGUGGACGCGACCAUCACGGCGCUGGUGGACAGCCAUCGCAUCCAUAUGAUGCCUGUGGCCAAUCCUGAUGGAUAUGUCUACUCGUGGACCGAUGACCGGCUGUGGCGCAAGAACCGCAACCCGCUGGGGGGCGGCGGCUGCGCGUACCUGGGGGAAAUAGGGGCGUCCAACCUGACCUGUGCCAGCGCCUAUCAUGGUACGUGCUGGUACCUAUCAUGGUACGUGGUGGUACCUAGCAUGGUACGUGCUGGUACCUGGGGGGGCAUAGGGGCCUCCAACCUGACCUGUGCCAGCACCUAUCAUGGUACGUGCUGGUACCUAUCAUGGUACGUGCUGGUACCUAACAUGGUACGUGGUGGUACCUAG